AUGAGUCGAGAAGACCUGGGUCCUCUCCAGCGCGAGAAGGCCGAAAGGUUCCUGGGCAACGCUCGGGUCUCAGUGAACUAUAUAUCGUUUACAAAUGAGAAUAUUCUUUCUCAGGGAGAAAAAAAAUGGGUUACGGAACUAGUGAAAGUUGUGAGCCAGGCACAAGACAAACAUGAAGAGCCAGAUCACAAAACUCGGGUUCUUAUCCCCAGAGAGAAGUACCCCGAAGGGUCUGAUGGGAAUGUCCCUAAUCUCAAAGUAAGUUUGGAAGGUCUUUACGGACGAUACUGGGUCGCAGCAUGUAAGAUGGUAAAUAGCAGGAGCGAUGUACAAUGGGAAGUUGAAGUGUACUCAGACGACAUGUCUGAAGGACUGAAAAAGUAUCUAGGCACGGAAUAUGUGCCAAACCAUGCUGCCAACAUCCUCUGGGAAAUUUAUAAAAUUAAAGACUCUGACGGAAGCGAGACAAGCAUAGGUCUACUAUUGAAGCAGCUGAAUCCUAGUUAUGUAACUCGCAUCCGAAGUCUAGUGUACAGUAAAAAUCAGAAGUAUCGUGAAUUCAGUAACGCACUUCGUGAUGUGCUUAAAAUGCCGGGCCAACGGUAUGCAUUCUCAGCUGCUCAGGUUAAAUAUUUCCAAUCCUCCCAUUGCUACGAGGAACUCGCGUAUAGAUUGAAGUUCACUUCAGAGUUCUAUAUAUGGCUACUUUGCGAUCUAAAUACUACAGAGAAAGAUGUACUACAGAAAGUCGAUGAAAAAACUGUUCGUGAGCUUGAUGGCCUGGUUCCUAAGCUGGAAAAAAGAAGAGAGAUUUCAGAAAAAUUGGAAAAUGGAGAGAUUUUUUCCGAAUUUACUCGCGAGCAAAGAAAUGCGGUGAAAAGCAAACUAUUGAACUUUGACGGGAUGAUUCCGACUCUAGAGGGGUUUCGUCGAGAUUUUGAAGUCUUGAAAGAUUGUUCUACUUACAUCAAGGAACUUUGUUUGGGCAAGGUAACAGGUGACGAAACUAUCCGUUCAAGCAUGAAGAAAAUACAUCGCAGCAAUCAGAACGCCGGAUCAACCUACUCUACGACAGAGGAAUCUCCCUCAAUGAGUUUUGAUUUGGCAUACCAGCAAAUCUGGUUACACGUUAUGCGGAGUCUCAAGGGGAAAAAUUCGAAGCUGACCGCGAUCAGUCAACGACGACUAGGAGAGCUCGCUCAUUACCUACAGUUCAGUUCAGAAACGAUAGAUAAGACACGAGGCCUGGAUGGGCUUCGCACGGAUGUGAGCACCUUCAUUUCCACAUGCAAUCCCAAACGAGAGUACAUAUACGACCUGAAUCUUGAGAGCGACUUAGUUGAGAAGCUAAGGGAAUACAAGCCUGAGCGAGUGCCUCUUGAUCACGCUCUUGUAAAAGUGGGGAGCACAAGAUAUGGAUGGAUAGAAGACUGUAUAUCAGAUAAUUCUGAGAGCGUGGAAAACUGCGAUAGACAUAAUCUAUACAUUGAGCAAAUGUAUAAAGACAAAAUGGAUAGUAUAGUAACUACCCUCUUCGCGAGGCAGUGCAUGUUUUUCUCAUUCUUCGGGUUACUGAAGUAUAGGCACUCCACGUGGGACUCGCUGGAUGCUGAGAAUGAGGGACGAGGAGAAAAGCUUAAAAUGUCACAUCUGCUACGAGAUCCUGCUAUAUCACAAGAGCGGCUAGAAGACAUUGAAGACAUAGAAGAUAGGUCAGUCAGUAGAAACGUGGGUGAACAAGACGAGCAGUUUGCCACUCCCGGAAACAAUCAAGAUGGAGAUGCAACUGGUCAAGACAACCAAAAGGUUAUUGGCCUCAAUGAGAAUGAUGACAGCGCAUAUGAGACUGCACAGGAAGCAUCCGAUCAGGAUAACCACGACGCUAUUGAAAAUCACGAAAAAGAAGAAAACGUCAUAGAGGAAGUAUGCGAUCGAGACAGUGACCAAGAGUAUACCGGAUUCAACGACGGAAAUGACACAGAUAACGCAUCCAUUGAUGAAUACAUUGAAGCAACACCAACAUAUAGUAGUAAUAGAGCUCACUACUCUGAUGAUGACUCUAUAACUCCAACACAGAAAGCAUCCGACGAAGACGACAAAGAAUUAUUUAUUCAUUUUGAAGCCAAGAGACAAGAACUAUAUUUAGAAACGCGUCGCGAACACGGAAAGCAUCACGAAGAUGGUUUUGCUUUCGCUCAAGAAUGCAGGCAGAUUUUAGAAUCGAAUCUUCAGGGUAAAAUACCAAGAAAGAAGGAAUUGAAGAUCCGCCGAGAUCUACACAGAGCGAUGGAUUUUUUAUUGCUUGGUAUAGACAGGUUGUCUACGAAAUGGCUGCUGUCUCAGGAUGUUAACGACGCAAAAACAUCUGUACAAUCACUCACUGAAAGUGUUAAGACUGAAAGAAGAAUGAUGCAGACACAAUUCAAUGCAGCAUUGGAAAUUGCGACUGCGGAACAGAAUCAAAUCUACGAGGGCGAAAUUCAAGAGCUUCGCGAAAUGGUCAUUGUAAUGAAAAAUAGGGCUCUGCAAGAUGAGCAAGUCUCAAACGCCUAUAAGGAACUGGAACAGCGCAACCAAGAAAUAGAAAGUCUAAUUAGAGAUGUUCAGAAAUCUCUUAGUUUUCUAACCUUGAAAGAGAGUAAUCACGGAAUUGAGCCACAAUAUAAUGAUGAGAAUGGAAAGAUCUCUGAAUCUUUGAGGUUGGAUAUUGAAGAACGAAAUGAAGCUAUCAGUGACUUGCAGGAGCAGCUUAGAGACAAGGACGGUGCUGCUGCUGAAGCUAACUUAGACAGUAUGGAAAUCGAAACUGAGAAGUUGAGAGAGCGUGGGCAACAGUGCAGCACAGAAUAUGACGUUAUAACAAAAGAAUACAAGAAUUUAGAGAAGGAAAGGAACAAAGUGGUGGAAGAGAAGAAACAAUUGGAGAAAGAAAUAAAGUCUUACAAGGAGCAAUUACAAAGCAAGAAAGAAAUAAUUGACCAAUUGACAUUUGAAGCCAUGGAACUACAGGAAUUGGCUGGCGACCGUGCGAUUCAAACUGGGAGAGAAAUAAACUUCGCUUCUGAUCCAGAGGACGAUAAAAUCUUGUACGGAGCAUGGCCGCCCCAGGGAGAGUUGAACUUAAAAAAGAACGAAUGUGUGCCCCAGGGUAAUGCAGCGGUGAUGAAGGGAGCAGGAGAAAAAGAAGAGACGCAGCCAAGGAUUCGUAUAAAACGCAGAUAUAAGAAUGAGAACGACAUGGGACCCGCAGUAAAACUACAUGACCAAAAUUUAACGUCUAGAAAGCACCGCAGCCGUUCAGGGUCUUCGGGAAUUAUACACAAUAAUUACCGUAAACGGAACCCAAAAGGUGAACGAUAUAGCCUACGGUUACAAUAUCGCAAGGUGAACGGUGCAAAUAGAGGUGCCAAUUCUAGACAUGGCCAACUAGUCCUAAACACAUCUCCUAUAAAUGUCGAGUCCGUGGAGAGUCAAAUGGACCUAUCCGACACAGAUACAGCAGGCUCGGGCAAUCAGAGCACGGCCCAAAUAAGUGAAUCUAAGAAGAGCGAAAGAUCAGUGGAACAAUUAAAAGACCAAAGCGCAUGUGAUAUUGUUCAAAGUGGCAACAUGGCAAUAGUGCCGAAACUGAAGGGAGUAAGAAUACCGAGGGCCACCACACGAAUUGAGGCUACAGAGAGUCAAUUGGACCGUGUGACUACACCUUCCGCACAUGAUGGGGCUACAAAGAGUCAAGAAAGCUCGCCGAGCGUAUUUGCCGCAUAUGGAGAGGCUACAGAGGAUCAUAAAAGCCCACCAAGCACAUCUGCUGUAACUGUCGCAGCUACAGAAGAUCAAGGGAGAUCACCAAGCACAUCUUCUGUAGCUAUUGCUGCUACAGACGAUCAGGGGAGCUCACCAAGCACAUCUUCUGCAGCUGUUGACGCUACAGGCGAUCAAGGGAGCUCCUUGAGUACAUCUUCUGUAACUUUCGCAGCCACAGAAGAUCAAGGGAGCUUACUGAGCACAUCUUCUGUAACUUUCACAGCUACAGAAGAUCGAGGGAGCUCACUGAGCAUAUCUCCUGCAGCUAUCGCCACUACAGGCGAUCAAGGGAGCUCACUGAGCACAUCUUCUGUAACUUUCGCAGCCACAGAAGAUCAAGGGAGCUUACUGAGCACAUCUUCUGUAACUUUCACAGCUACAGAAGAUCGAGGGAGCUCACUGAGCAUAUCUCCUGCAGCUAUCGCCGCUACAGACAAUCAGGGGAGCUCACCGAGCACACCUUCUGCAGCUAUCGCCACUACAGAUGAUCAAGGGAGCUCACCAAGCACAUCUUCUGCAGCUAUCGCCACUACAGGCGAUCAAGGGAGCUCACUGAGCACAUCUUCUGUAACUUUCGCGACCACAGAUGGUCAAGGGAGCUUAUCGAGUGCAUCUCCUGCAACUGUCGCAGCUACAGACGAUCAAGGGAACUCCUUGAGCACAUCUUCUGCAACUGUCGCAACCACAGAUGGUCAAGAAAGCUUAUCGAGUACAUCUGCCACAAAUAUUGAGGCUAUAGCUACUGAACUACGGCAGUUAAGUAGUCAUAAAGGUAGCAAGAUUGAGGUUAACAGGACUAGCUGGAAUAACCAUAGCUUAUCAUCAAGGGAUUAUAGCGUAAAGGAUAGAUAUAAAGCUAUACCUAGAACUGCCCGAAACCCUAAGAUGUUGCACCCAAGACAAAAUCAUCAUCUAUAUUUGAAGGCUCUUCAAGACGGACACAAUCGUUACCGCAAACUGGGCUUACAAGGAAAAAGGAAUAGUCAAUCAUUGCGCUUUGAGAGUGUAAAUAAUAGCCAGACAGAUACAAAAGAUAUAUCUCAACAAGCAGAGAUAUCCGUUUUAUAUCCUCCCGAAGCCAGUGUUAUAGAUCAAACUGGCCAAUCUAUCACAUCGCCAGCAACUGUCCCGGCCCCAGAGGAUCAAGGGAGCUUACUGAGCACACCUUCUGCAACUAUCGCGGCUACAGACGAUCGAGGGAGCUCACCAAGCACAUCUUCUGCAGCUAUUGACGCUACAGGCGAUCAAGGGAGAUCACUGAGCACAUCUCCUACAGCUAUCACCGCUACAGACAAUCAGGGGAGCUCACUGAGCACAUCUUCUGUAACUUUCGCGGCUACAGAUGAUAAAGGAAGCUUAUCAAGUACAUCUUCUGCAGAUAUCGCCGCUACAGACGAUCAAGGGAGCUCACUGAGCAUAUCUCCUGCAGCUAUCGCCGCUACAGAUGAUCAAGGAAGCUUAUCAAGUACAUCUUCUGCAGCUAUCGCCACUACAGGCGAUCAAGGGAGCUCACCGAGCACACCUUCUGCAGCUAUCGCCACUACAGAUGAUCAAGGGAGCUCACUGAGCACACCUUCUGCAGCUAUCGCCGCUACAGACGAUCAAGGGAGCUUACUGAUCACAUCUUCUGUAACUCUCGCGGCUACAGAUGAUAAAGGAAGCUUAUCAAGUACAUCUUCUGCAGCUAUCGCCGCUACAGACGAUCAAGGGAGCUCACUGAGCACACCUUUUGCAGCUAUCGCCACUACAGAUGAUCAAGGGAGCUUACUGAGCACAUCUUCUGUAACUUUCACAGCUACAGAAGAUCGAGGGAGCUCACCGAGCAUAUCUCCUGCAGCUAUCGCCGCUACAGACAAUCAGGGGAGCUCACCGAGCACACCUUCUGCAGCUAUCGCCACUACAGAUGAUCAAGGGAGCUCACCGAGCACAUCUUCUGCAGCUAUCGCCACUACAGGCGAUCAAGGGAGCUCACCGAGCACACCUUCUGCAGCUAUCGCCACUACAGAUGAUAAAGGAAGCUUAUCAAGUACAUCUUCUGCAGCUAUCGCCACUACAGGCGAUCAAGGGAGCUUACUGAUCACAUCUUCUGUAACUCUCGCGGCUACAGAUGAUAAAGGAAGCUUAUCAAGUACAUCUUCUGCAGCUAUCGCCGCUACAGACGAUCAAGGGAGCUCACUGAGCAUAUCUCCUGCAGCUAUCGCCGCUACAGACGAUCAGGUGAACUCACCGAACACAUCUUCUGCAGCUGUUGACGCUACAGGCAAUCAAGGGAGCUCACCAAGCACAUCUUCUGUAACUUUCACAGUUAUAGACGAUCGGGGGAGCUCACUGAGCUCAUCUUCUGCAACUGUCGCGACCACAGAUGGUGAACAAAGCUUAUCAAGUACAUCUGCCACAAAUAUUGAGGCUAUAGCUACUGAACUACGGCAGUUAAGUAGUCAUAAAGGUAGCAAGAUUAUGGUUAACAAGACUAGCUGGAAUAACCAUAGCUUAUCAUCAAGGGAUUAUAGGGUAAAGAAGAGACAUAAAGCUAUAUCUAGAACUGCCCGAAACCCUAAGAUUUUACACUCAAGACAGAAUCAUCGUCUACGUUUAAAGGCUCUUCGAGACAGACACAAUCGUUACCGGAAACUGGGCUUACAAGGAAAAAGAAAUAGCCAACUAUUACAGUCUAAGAGUAUCAAUGAUAGCCGGAUAAAUACGAAAGAUAUACCUCAACAAGCAGAAAUAUCCAUUAUAUAUCCUCCCGAAGUCAGGGAUAUAGAUCAAAUUGGCCAAUUUAUCACAUCACCAGCAGCUGUCUUGGCCGCAGAGGAUCAAGACAGCCUACCAAGCACGUCUUCAGCACCUGUCGUGGCUACAGAGGAUCAAGAAAACCUUUCAAGCACAGAUAGAGUAGGCCCCGGGACUGAGACCACGACUCAAAUGGAAACCAAAAAGCGCAAAGCUUCAAUCGAAAAAUUAACAGACCAAAGUGCAAGUUGGGAUGGGCGCAUGACACUCUCGUCGGGAUCAAACAAAAGACUGAAAAUCAGCAAAGGAAGCAAAACAGACACAAUAGAUGAAUCUAAUACAGGCGUCAAGGCUAUAAAUAGUCAAUUGGGCGGGUUAAGUACGUCUCCUGGAAUUAUCGAUACUACAGAUGCAUCUCCAGAAAAUACAAAUACUAUAAAUAUAUCUCCCGCGAAUGUUGAUACUACAGAUGAAUCUCCCACAAAUUUCGAUGCUGUAGAUGCAUCUCCCGCAAAUGUCGAUACCGCAGACGGUCAAAUUCAUCUAUCCAGCACGGAUAAAGCGAGUGUUCAGGCUGCAGCUGGGGAACCACAUGGCUCGUCCCUACCACGCCCUUACAAUUUGAAGCGAAAAAGGUCGGUCGAGAAAUCAGAACAGCAAGAUGCAUAUUAUAUUUCUUGGGAUAAUAGCAACAUAUUAGGGUCAGAAUCAAAGAAGAGACCGAGAAGUACCACACAAAGCGGAACAGCCCCAAUGAGGGUAGCAUCCUCACCAGAUAUACCUGAUACAGAUGUUGAUACUACAGAGAGUCAACAGUACGGAUUGAGCACGUCGCUGGCAGAUAUCGAUACUACGCUUAUGUCUGCAAAAGACAUCAAUACUACAGAUACAUCUCCUGAUAACAUCGACACUACAGUUACAUUUUUUGAAAAGAUUGAUACUACAGAUCCAUCUCCCACAAAUAUCGAUACUACAGAUGGACCUCCCGCAAGUGUCCUUGCUACAGAUGGUCAAAUGGACCUAUCUAGCACAUAUACAGCAGACGUUCAGGCCACGGCUGAGGAACCACAUGACUCUGAUAUAGCACCCUCCGAGAUCAAGGAAAGACCAAAUAGCAAAGAUCAAUCUAACAAUUAA
Talaromyces stipitatus ATCC 10500 is the source of this 7674-nucleotide messenger RNA. Its product is annotated as serine-rich adhesin for platelets precursor, putative. The transcript is spliced from 3 exons. The coding region runs from base 1 to 7674 and encodes 2557 amino acids. Lineage: Eukaryota; Fungi; Ascomycota; Eurotiomycetes; Eurotiales; Trichocomaceae. The record is from RefSeq and is a predicted model, not a curated record.